Molecule: messenger RNA, 966 nt
Organism: Lactuca virosa
Lineage: Eukaryota; Viridiplantae; Streptophyta; Magnoliopsida; Asterales; Asteraceae
Source: the annotation of a GenBank genome assembly
AUGCAUAUUUCACUGUGGAAACCCAUUAUAUCUCAUUGUGCUUCUCUAAUUUCCGACAAAAAGAGCAGAAGGAAAUAUGGGUCUGAUCACACCGAUGAAGAAAUUAAACGAAACCCAUCUGUUCUUCGAAAAUUGCAGGAGAAUAAGCUUCGAGAAGCCCUUGAACAAGCUUCUGAAGAUGGGUGUCUUGUUAAAUCCCAAAAUAUGGAUUUCUCCGAGCCAAUCGAUAAAGAAGAAAAGGGUUUGGGAAGAUCGAGAUCACUCGCUAGGCUACAAGCUCAAAAGGAAUUUCUAAAAGCAACUUCGUUAGCUGCAGAUAGAACAUUUGAAGACGAAGAUUCAAUUCCUGAAUUCGAUGAAGCUUUCUCAAAGUUCCUGACAAUGUACCCGAAGUACAAAUCAUCUGAGAAAAUCGAUCAGUUGAGGGUAAACGAGUACUCACAUUUGACAGAUACAAUUUCAAAGGUAUGUCUCGAUUACUGCGGAUUUGGGUUGUUUUCGUUUCUUCAAACUGUUAACUACUGGGAAUCUUCCACAAUCACUCUAUCUGAAAUCACUGCACAUUUGAGCAAUCAUGCUCUAUACGGUGGUGGAGAAAAAGGAACUGUCGAAUACGAUAUAAAAACCAGAAUCAUGGAUUAUUUAAACAUCCCGGAGAACGAAUAUGGCCUUGUGUUCACAGUUAGCAGAGGCUCAGCGUUCAAACUUCUAGCAGAAUCAUACCCAUUUCACACCAACAAAAAGCUUCUAACAAUGUUCGAUCAUGAAAGCCAAUCUGUAAAUUGGAUGGCUCAAAGCGCGAAAGAAAAAGGCGCAAAGGUUCAUAGCGCAUGGUUCAAAUGGCCGACAUUGAAGCCAUGUUCAACCCAUCUCAGGAAACAAAUCGUCAACAAAAAAAAGAAGGAAGAAAGAUUCAUCCACUGGUCUCUUCGUUUUUCCUGUUCAAUCACGAGUCACCGGAGCUAA